This is a messenger RNA of Drosophila hydei, 970 nucleotides long. Its product is annotated as cuticle protein 16.5-like. Gene Ontology annotation, molecular function: transcription coactivator activity. The record is from RefSeq and is a predicted model, not a curated record. Lineage: Eukaryota; Metazoa; Arthropoda; Insecta; Diptera; Drosophilidae. Bases 66 to 941 code for a protein of 291 amino acids. The transcript has 2 exons. Gene Ontology annotation, cellular component: RNA polymerase II transcription regulator complex. Gene Ontology annotation, biological process: positive regulation of transcription by RNA polymerase II.
UGCUAGGACGCACUAGCCAGAAAUUAGUUCUUUGGCCAACUUUGUCACACACACACCCCUUCAACAUGCAACUCUUUGCCGUCGUCUCGUUCGCCCUGGUGGCCCUGGCCGCCGCUGAUGUUAGCCACCUGGCCAAAAACUAUCUGCCACCUCGCUCCUACUCGUCCGGUGUGGUGAGCAAGGGCUACAUCGCUCCGGCUGCCUCCUUCCAGAGCGCCUCGUAUGCUGCACCAGCUGCUGACGAAUCUUUCGAUGCGGCCAGCUAUGGCAGCGACUCCUCGGCUGUGGCUCCCGCUGCCUCCUUCCAGAGCGCCUCGUAUGUUGCUCCAGCUAAGUCAUUCGCCAGCAAGAGCUACGCUGCUCCAGCUGCCAGCAGCUUUGCCGCUGAUGCAUCGUACGUCGCUCCCGCUGCCAGCUUUGAGAGCGCUUCGUAUGCCGCCCCAGCUGCCUCGUUCGCCAGCAAGAGCUACACCGCUCCCGCAGCCUCCUUCCAGAGCGCCUCGUAUGUGGCUCCAGCUAAGUCAUUCGCCAGCAAGAGCUACGCUGCUCCAGCUGCCAGCAGCUUUGCCGCUGAUGCAUCGUACGCCGCUCCCGCUGCCAGCUUUGAGAGCGCCUCGUAUGCCGCCCCAGCUGCCUCGUUCGCCAGCAAGAGCUACAGCGCACCCGCUGCCAGCUUCGUCGGCGACGCGUCAUAUGUUGCCCCAGCUGCCAGCUUCCAGAGCGCCUCGUUCGCAGCUCCAGCCGUCAAGUCGUACGCCGCCCCAGCCGCUAGCUUCGUCGGCGAAUCGUCAUACGUUGCUCCCGCUGCCACCUUCGAGAGCGCCUCGUACGCUGCUCCCGCUCCCGUUGCCGCUGCCAGCUACAGCGCACCUGUGGUGAGCUACUCCGGCAUUGACACCACCUACGGCUCCAACGGCGGCUACGUCUACAAGCGCAACUAAGUUAACGCCAAGAACGCUUCAAAUCGAUA